Pocillopora meandrina is the source of this 32252-nucleotide messenger RNA. The record is from the annotation of a GenBank genome assembly. NCBI's taxonomy places the organism in Eukaryota, Metazoa, Cnidaria, Anthozoa, Scleractinia, Pocilloporidae.
AUGACCGCUUCGACUCCCAUGCUUCAUGGCUCAGACUUGGAUGAAUGCUGCACCAACGUGUUUGCACUGGUAAGAGUUUACUUCGUUCGAUUUAUGAGGGUUCUAUUUCGGCCUGUCACAUGUUACAGUGUUCUGUGAGGUUGUAACUCCUUCUAGAAGCAUGUGAAUAUUUAUUUGCCAAUUACCAAGAGGACGCUUUGGUCCUCUAGUGCAAAUAGAAGAUCUAGAGUCGAGAAUCUGAGGUUAACUUAACGGAAAAAAACCAAUUUACGGGCGUGUUGUAGAGUUACUUGCAUGUCGUAAUGAACAUGUCCUCUAUUUAACAAACGGUAGAAUUAAUUCAUUCUAAAUAUUCGCCUUAAUUGCCUCCAGUAAGAUGAAAUCCCUUGCUUCUGAGUGCUGCAUCGGAAAUAGUGGAUCCCGUGUGGCUUGAACUAAAACGUAUGCAUGAAAUCUAGGCUGAAAAAUCGUAUCGCUGGGAAGCCGUAUACACGGCUGCUGUAGAAGUGAAUAGAUUCUGUGGUAGGGAUUUGAAGGGUUAACCAGAGUUGAUUUUACAAACAACUUGCUUUGGCGCUUUGCAUUCGUUUACACGAAUCAUUCAGAGAUUCCUUUUGUUUGUCUUCAAUGGGGAAUCUUUCUCGUCAUAGGAAUUGCAUCGCCGUGCGUACAUGGACGAGACAAGCGAUUAUCCAGUCGUCCAUUCGUCUCGCAUUAUGACAUUUCUCAGGAUAUACGUGCGUGCUUCUAGGGAUUAUUUUCUCAAGUCGUAAAUAAAACUCUAAUAUGUAUGUAGUUUGCGCGAAGCUUUAAAAAGUGUACCUUUACUAUUAUGCCAUCGUUAUUAGCAGACUAACGCGUUUGCAUUGAUUCCUAACCGAUAUAUUCAUUGAAUAGGCAUUUUACCUGCAAAGCGAAGGCCGUAUGCUGGGCAAUAUUUUUUCCGGUAGAAGGGCCGAUUUUUAGUAUUGAAUUUAAUUUCGUCGCACUGCUACAAAUAGUGCCUAAGGAUUGACUUUACUGUGCGGUAGUGUUAACUAUUGAAGUAUUCAUGUUCUCUAGAAGGUUAAAAUUAACCAGAAAUCAGGGGCACCAGUGUUAUUUUUGCCCUAACAUAUUUAUCGCUCGAACUUGUCGCGGUGUCAAAUGUAGAACUGUCUAACUCUUCAGUGAGAGAAACCGACAGACUGAAUAAUUAAUAAGAUGACUGGGUUUUUAUUGAGAAAGAAUUGAUCUUUACUUGUUUACUCCUGGGUAAAUGUUUCAUGUAAGCAAAGAGACUGUCUCCGCGACAGUUUCAAUUCGAUGAACUCAUCGUAAUCUUCAGCGCAAGGGGAUGAAACAUUCGUAUAAUAUCAGAGUUUUCCUCCUUGCACGUUAAUUAAUUUUGAUGCAAGGUGUACUAUAGAAUGAUAAUUACGUAUAACUACAAUGGCACAGUGUCGGCGGAUAUUUUAUUUUCAUCGUAUUGUGUCUGUAUGGAAGGAGAGAUAUUCUCAAAUAACUUUCUCCUCGUGAAUGUUGUAGAUUUCAUGUCAAUUUCGGAGGGCAAUGAACGACGUCAUUGACACAUUUAUAGCGCCAUCGAUAGCUUCUUUCAAUGUUGUUGUGCAGUGGCAGAUUUUUGGUUUGAUUGUGCUUUGUGAAUUUGAAAUGUAUCUCUAAAGUGGUCAUAGAUCUCAGUGGUUUUAAGCUUCAUAUUGGCCCAUGACAAAUAAUAAACUGCAAUUCACAGAUAAGUGAACCAUAUUUGAGUAUAGGUAUUAACAGGUUAAUCUGUUAAAUUUAUCACCUCGGUAAUCAAACGAGAUGCAGGCGAAAACUGUAAUUUGGUAAAGAAAUUUCAGUUUCUCCUUCACAAAAUUUCAUUUUUCUGAGAACUUUCAAGAAUUUUUUUUGCUCACAAAACUGGUUCACUAAACACUAAUCAGAAAUUAUUGAUCAAUGGUAUAUUUUUAUGGAAUAUAAUUGUGAAGCAGGGAAGGAUUUUAAGAUACAGAAGGGGUAUGGACAUAUCCUCGUAAUUACACUGUGUGACUGUUCAGUCGUAUGUUUGUGUAAAUUGUUGUCUGAAAGGAUUCUUCUCUGUUAUUUAAUUCUCAUAUUGUAAAGCGCUGUGAAUGAUAUACUGUGAACAGUUGUGUAGGAAUACAUGGCAUCCUUGGUCUUCCAACUGAGGCUUUUGUCUAUUAAGUACUAAGUUAGUGUGGUAAUUUAUGUUUCUCUUGCAUUUCCUGGUUGGGUUUGACACCUCCUUUCCAUAGAGAUAGUUAAGUACCAAAAAUAAAAUUUCAUGUAUUUUAUGUGGACAACAAACAAAUUGUUGGUGUCCAAAAAUUUAUGUAGAUAGGAUUCAAAAUGACUGUGUGUUAAUUUGGUGUGCAUGGAUGGGUUUAUACUUACUCUCUUGGGUUUAUACUUACUCUAAAAUAAACAGUAGUGAUUCCACAUUUGUAAGAAUGGUUACUUUUGUAAUAACAUUUCUACUAUUUACAUGUAGCUAUUCAUGUUGUUGUACAUCUCAGUGGAUAUUUGUGAUUCUGAAAGUUUCUGUGCUUAAUUUACAAAGGUAUUGAUUGAGUGACGAUGCCAUAUUACCAACAGAUAGUUGAGGUUUCCUAAAAGUGGUAUCCUGUCUUAAUAAUGUCAUUGACACUUUGUGUUUGCUAGAUUUUAUUUGUUUUUGAUCUUUCAUUUGUCUUUUGUUUUGUUUUUUUAAUGCACGAUUGUGACAAUGUUCGGAUGAUAUUCUGCUUCCUUAUUUCAGUGAGACUGCUCAAGUAUUUCAUUUUGUGAUAAACUGAAUUCUUUAUUAGAUUGUAUUUUUAUCUCCCAAAACUUGAUAUUAUCUUCUAAACCAUGUGUCAAUUAAAGGGUUUACAUUAGGCUGAGCUGUGUUGUCGUGGUUAUGCUGUUGUGACAUUAAUUAGAUUCCACAUACAUGUUGUAGUUUUACAGCACUGCUGUGGUGAACUACCACAGCAUUUAUUUUUGGUUUCUCUUCACGGAAGGUUUAAAAACAUUUGACCUGAUCUGUGCCCUUAGGAGCUAAAACACUGAUAAUUUUUUCACUCUUCUCUUACAAAAGGCUUUCAACUUCCUGUUUAGAUUAUGGUCAAAAAAUUAUUAUGGCAUAUUAAUUACAUGUUAGUCAAAUGUCUCUGAAAGAAAUGGAUUAUUCAUUUUUGUCACAAACAUAGGACCAUGAUCACUUCCAAACAAGUAACAUCACUCUUUAUUCAAUUAAGUGUAAUAAAAGCCUAAACACACAGUUUUUUUGUUUUAUUUAUACAAAUGUUUGCUUGUUUACACCAAGAGUAACAAUACUUGAUACUGUGUGAUUGUUGUGAAAUCAGUUUUUGUUAUUAUUUGAAGUUGAUUAGAGUGGAAAAGAAUUGUUGUUGUUGUUGUUUGUUUUUAAACAAAUGUGGAUGUUUCAUGGAAUGUUAAAAAAUGUUACAACUUUUAUCACAUUAUAGAAUUCUAUGAGAAUUGAUAUGCAAAUAAUUGUUAAUAUUAGUAUAGCUACUCACUGAGACUUUGCAACUGUAAGUUAUUAGUAUAGUUACUACUGCUACUCUAAUUUUCAUUUAAUUUUCAGUGUCAUGUGUUAUUGUUAUUAUUAUUAUUGUUGUUGGUGAUAGUCAUGUUUUUAAGAUUAAAUAGUUAUGCACCACCACCCCUAGUGAGGGGAAGGAAAAAUGGUUUGCCAGAAUUGUUAAGAAGGAAAACCUGUCAAUUAAGCCUGACAAGGAAAGAUUUAUUUCUCAAAACCUCAACUGAUGUAAUUUACACUUUGUCUAGGAAAUAAUAUCCUUUUGCCUAAGAAGUUUUCAUGUCUGAAAAACCCAGCAUAUCAAAUUUUGGAAAGUAGGCCUGUCAAAAGAACACCUGUGUUUUGUGGGAGGUCUCAUCAUUGAUCGCAGAAUUAUUUGUGAUGAAUUCCACUAAAUUUUAUAAUUGUCCAUAGAUUUAAUCAACACUUUGUACAAAGGCAAUGUUAUAGUGCUGCACAAUGUAUGUUUAGUGAGUGUGACCAUGUUGGACAUGAAGACAGGUUGAAAGUUCUAGAGGAUGAGAUUAACUUUUGUGGUUGCUGUUUAAGUCAGGCUUAGCUCCAUUUCUUAUCCGCUUAGAAGUUCCAGAAUGAAUCUUUGUUGUUUAAAUGUAUAUCAUACAGCUAUAAGUGUAGUGAGAGGGUAUUGUGACGUUUAAGUUAACUUUCCAGAAUGAGCAGGAAAAAUGGCUCCCUCAUUUGCAGUAACAAGAGCUGACCACUUUUCAUUAUCUUGCCAUACUUUCUGACAUUUAACAUGUGGUUUGUUAUAAAAAUAGCAAUGUCUGUUAUCAAAUUAUUCAUAGCUGUUGGGAGUAACAGAAUUGCAAUGAUCUAACUUUUAUUUAUGUUGAGUCAUUAUUUUAAAAUUAUUUUGGAUAUUUGGAAUUGCAUUGUAAAUGAAAUGAAAUUAGGGAAAUAACCUACAUAUUUCUUUUUAUGAUUGUUUUUUCCUAACGUCAUAUUCCCAAAUAUACUAUGGGAAAAAAUGUUAAGGUGAUAUUGCACAGCCCUACUAGCUGGUUGUUUUUCAUUAUAAAAAUAAUUAUUGGUAAGGUGAAAGAAACAGCAUUCAAAUUAUUUUAACAAUCAUGGAGAUGUAAUUAAUGAAGUGUAGUUAUCUUCUUUACACAAGCUAUGGUUUCUUUAAUUUUCUAAGGUUGUUAUUUGAAAAAACAAUUUUGCACAAAACAAUGGGCUAAUGGAAAGGUCAGACUAUAAAUGCAAGCGUCUCGGUGCAGAAAAAUGAUUAUUUUUUCAUUACUUGAUAUCAAAGAAGACAUUUCAUUAUUGUGAAUAAAUUUUAAGUUCUGUAGAGGAACAAAGUUAUUACUCUACAAGUAUUAAAUUAUGUUAGACAAACAAGAAUAUUUUUUUUGAUUGUUGUUUUGGUAUUACUGUUGUGUAUGUAUGGUACAUAACUGUAGUUAGGUAUUGAAAAAGGUGGUCGUAAUCUUCUUCAUGAUAGUUUGUGGGUUUCAAGAUCAUGAUUUGUUGCUUGUAUUGAAUCAGACUGUCUUAUGUUAUUAUGCAUGAAAUAUGCUAAAGACAAGAGUUUCAUUUGAAACGUGACUGUAUGAUGCUAAAAGCAUGAGGAAUAGAUUAGCUGAGUGCUUCCAAUGAAGUUCUAACUAUGAGUUGACAUCUGGAUGGUAACAAUGAUGAUCGUAUCUAGCAAUAUGUUUGAUAAAAACCUUUUUAGAUUUGUUUUAGGAAUAAGCCACCUUUGAAUUACAAAAGAAGGCCUUUUGGAAAAGUAACAUAGUCCGAAUGUGAAUUAUCAAGGAACUGCAGUUUAGUUCAAUUUAAAAGACCAUUCGUAACUAAGUGAAAUGAAUACUCCUGAAUUUGAAUAAUUUCAAACACUGGUGUCGUUAAACUUGAAAAUGAAUUUAUAUUUCAUCACUUGUUUAUGGUGUGGACUGAUAGUGUGGCACUUUUGGUUUAUUGAAUGUUUUUUAUAUUUUUUUGGUUUUUGUGUGUGAUGCUGUAGCAGGUGGUUUUUUGCUUUAGGACUCAUUUAGUAUCUUAGUUUUUACAUAUCCAAUGGAUUAGCCUGUCAUGUGAUCGGAGAUAGUUUUUUAGUUUUUUAUUUUUCAUGCAAAUUGUUGCCAUUUUGUGCUUCAGUUUGUGUAAUUCUACUAAAUCAUUCUGUUGGGGUCAUAUGGAUACAUAAACAUUUCUUUUCAAACUAAUCUAGAACAUACAUACCAUGUUCAUGUGUCUGUUUACUUGUUCUUUAAAUUGUAAAGGUCUAUUAUUCAUAAUUCAUUGCAAAUCUUGGGCCCUCGGGAUAUUUUUAGUUCAGAUGUAGUUAUUAGAACUUCACCAAACCCUCUAGGCUUAUUUCGGUAAUGCAUUGUUGAGCUAGUCAAAGUAGGCACCGAUUUGAUGUUUUUAUUUCAACUCCAGUAUACACUGUACAAGCACAGAUUCAGCCCAUAUUUACUUUCCACAAUUAGGCAAUUAGGUGAGGUCUUCCUUUUCCUUGGUAUUUACAUAUAAAGUUCUUCCUGUGUUUCCUUUCACCAUCUUUGCUCUUAAAUGGGUUUACACAGACAUAACAUUCUAGUCAUUAGUGGCACAAUACUGGGCCACGACACGUAACAGUCGUGCCAAUACCAUUAAAAACACCUUCCGGACAUUAAUUUUCAUAAUUUCAUGAGUGAUCGAUGUUUGGAGUCUUGCCGAACCUAUCAGCAAUUAUUAUUAAAAAUGUUUCAGAAAGACUGCUAUGGACAAGCUGUAUGAUGAGUGUUAUUUUGGGUAAUAACCAGCCGGUACAUCCAUAAAUAGAAUCUCAAGGGGGCAUUUUUGCUAUCUACUUCACUCAUAUAUUAAACCAUAUUUUUAUGCUUCAGCCAGCUUGAAAUUGUGAUCAGUCUUGCAGAAAUCAAUCCUUGUGUAUUAUUCAAUUUUCUUUAAUUUCCUUUAAAAUUUUCCAGUUUUUAUAGUUCUAUGCCACUUUUAAUUCUGGUAUAUUUCUGUAAUUUACAUUUUGCCUUUUCCGUUGUUUGUGACAGUCAUAUAGACAUUGUAAUACACGUAAGCACUCCAGUGGUCUUAUAUUCGGCUUAAUGAUAUGUCAAUCUGUCAAGUUUAUCCAAAUUUAGCUAUAAAACAUUAGUUUUAUCAACUUCUCUAAAUUAGUUCAGUCUACUUCCCCUUUUCAAGCCAGCGUGUGGUAAAAAUGUUGCACCAUUCUAUACUGGAUCUGUCUCUUAGCUAACCUGUUACACUAUGCAUAUGUGCCAAACUAUUCUGUAUACCUUUAUUGAGGCACUGACAUGGAGAAUUUGUCUAACAAUUGAGAGGUUCUUUCGUUGGAUAUCAUUUCCUUUCUCGUCCCCUAUCGUGCAUCUUAAUGUUUAAUUCAGUGGUGGUACUUAAGUAAAGACUAUAGGAGAGUUCAAGAAUUGUCAAGCUGCUUGUGCAUAACACUUUCUAUAAUAUGUGUUUUUCAGUUGUAGGCAUAAACUGUGAUAUCAUCAAUUUUAAUGAGAAUUCUAUCAUGUUAUCCUAUCAAUGAAUAUGAUCCAGUCGUCAUCUGGUUGCUUAGAGGCUGUGACAAAUACUUCUGAAAAAAAAAAGAUUUGAUAGGAGAUUUUGUGUAAAGUGAAGUAUCAUUAUCAGUAUUUUUUUUGGCUAAAUUAAAUCACUGCGAUAGAGUUUUUUGUUUCGUUUUGUUUUGAAUUUUACUUUAUGUUGCUUUCAUUUACAGUAAUAUGAUACAGUACUAAAGUUGGUUUUAUUUGCACAAGACUGUUACAAAGCUCUUGACAAUCAGGAUGAAACACUGAGUACAAAAAGGAAAUGAGCUUGUUCCUUUGUUUUGCAAAUUGAUCAUUUACAACACUCAUAACUGAAUAUGCAAUAGUUCUGACAUGGCAUUUUUAUCCAAAAGAAGUGGUCAUACAUUUAUUCAUCUAUCACUUUUUUUCUGAAACAGUUUGAAAUUUUUAAGGUAGGUGUACCAAAUUAUAUUUACAUUAAGUGACAUUUAAAAUGAUGUGUUUGGAAACCUCUGAGCCAUAUAUCUCUCAGUAUCUUACAAGAUGUUUGCAGUGUCUUUAAGUCAAUAUGCGGCAUUUUGCCAUUAACAGAUAUAUUGUCAUUUGACAAUAACAUCUGUGGUGAUUGAAAUUUAGAGGUGUUUCAAAGGUCAAUUUGUCAAUUGAAAUCCAUUUUAUGAUAUAUAUUUUUAGUAUUUGUCUGUAUCAACAAAACAUCAAAAAAAAAAAAAAAAAAAAAAAAAAGCAAGUUGUAGAUGUUAGAUAUCAGUGAAGGCUUAAGUGUAAUGAAAAAUGAUACAUGGUUUUUCUCUGGUUAUCAGAGCAAGAUUUAAAGUCUACUUAACCCAUUAAUGCCUAGGUGUGUCAAGCAUUUAUUUUCUCCUCAAUAGGUCUUGUUUACUAAUGAAGCUGGUUUUUUGUUAGAAAAAUUUCUAAUGUCAGUUCCAUAGGAUGUGUACACUGUAUAGAGAAAAGUAUACUCAAUAAAAUGCAGAGUGAUUUUAUGGUGUAAAACCAUGAAGGAAGUGUGGAAGACAUUGUGUUCUUAACUCUUUCAAACCCAAGAUCUACUUAAUAAUUUUUUAUUGUCUAUGAUACAAUUCUCAUGGUGUUGGAUAGAAUUUGGUAUUGGAUCAACCAAUAAUCCCUUAAUUGAUGUUUUUCUUUAUUCUCAUUACUUUUGUGCUUCAUACUGUUUUGAUAUGGUAAAGAGAAAUUCUGACUUGAUCAGACUCAAGAUUGAAAGGUUUAACUGGUAAUAAAUAGGCUGGAAUGUAUAUCUAGAGGUCUGUAUUUAAGCCUUUGGGUGGUCGUCAUGUUUUGUUUUGUAGACAGGGAACUAAACUCUCACAGUGUUCAUUGCCAGCCUGGAGUGUAAAUUGGUGCCAAUGAUGUGUCAGGGUAGCUGGUAAAAUGUUAAGGGGCUACCCUGCCUUGGGCUGAAAUUUUUUAUCUAAUAAGCUGCAUUAUACACAUAUUUUGAUUGGUUUUUAUCCAUGAUCUAUUUGAGAACAAUGCUUAGAUGAUGUCAGCUCUGGCAAAUGUGUUUUACCUUGCUGUGUUCUUUUACAGACUGAUUUAUGUGGGUUAAAAUGGCGCAAGUAUGUUUUCAAUUUCACGUGCCAAGCCAAUCCUUCAGAGGAUCCUGUGUUGAAGUCAUUUUCAGCAGCUCUCAGUCAUGAUAUCCUAUGUGCAUGGCGGAGGUGCCCUUUGACAGGCUGUCAAUCAGGUGGAGAUCCUAAGAGUAUCAGUGGUGCAAAGGAAUUGUGGGUUUUCUGGUUUGGUGACGAUCCCAAUUUACAAGGGAUUGUAUCUGCAGAGCUAAAAGGUAAUGGCUCACCUUUCUUAUAACAACAAGUUCUUUAAAAAGGUCAUGUCACAUCAGGCACUUUUCCCUCAAACUUUUCCUUUGAUAUUUCACAUGGGAAGUUUCUCCUUUUUUGAACAUGUUGUGUUUUGAAUGCUCUGGAAUCAUCAAGUUUUGCAUACAGUUAAAGUUUUGCAUCUGUAAGGUUUUGGUAAUUUUGCAGUAUUUUGUUAUCAAGUCUUAAAGAUUAAAUUACAUCAUAAAAUUGUUACACUCGGCAAGAUCCAAUUUAGCUUUUGUCAUGGUGAUCAAAAGCACAAGACAUUAAAAAUAGCAGUGACGAUCUGUUUACAUCACAUGACAUAUUAUCCUGUCUAUGUGUUUGAUGUUUGUACAGAAUUGUUCCUGUUUGUAGGAAUUUGAUACAGGUGUUUGUACAGAAUCUUUCCUGUUUGAAGAAAUUUGAUACAGGUGUGACCACUUGAUCUCUCAAAGGGGUCAAUCCUAAAAUUAAGCUUUACCAUAUGCGAUGAGUUUGUCUUACUAUUUGGAUUAAUAACUGUAACACAACUAUGUGUACUUUACUUUGUUAAAUUUUUUUAAAAUUAUUUUUUAUAGAAUCAUGCCAUGGGUGUUGGGAAGAUGGUUUGCCUCAUGAACCAAGAUCGUUAUUAUUCAAAGCUUUACAUAAUUUAUUAGAAAGGUAAGACAAGUGCACAAUGGUGCUAUGGUUAUUUUUAGCCCUUUCACUCCCAUGAUCUCAUCACUAAUUUUCUUUGCUGUCAGCUAUACAUUUUGCAUGAUACUACAGGAGGAACCAUGUGCCUUAGUUACUGCCUCAGUGGUCAUUUGAAAUGACCAAUUGUGCAUUAUAAGACAAUAGAGGAGUUGACGGAAAGAACCAAGUCUAAUCGAAAAGGGUCCUCAGGAGUCUGAGGAACUGCUUGGAAUAUGUAAAUCACAUGUCGUCAGCCAUCACAGUUUUAACUUGUGAGCACAAUUUCUACUUAUUCCAGAAGCCUUUUCAUGUUGGGUUUUCAAAAACAAAUGGUCUGUUUCUUUUCCUUUCAUAGUGAUAGAGUCUGCAUUUCUUGUAAGAUAAUUGAGUGCUGUUUACACAAGCUUGACAUUAAUAUAUUACCCCAGAAAUUAAUUCAAAGGGUUCCAAGUAGCAGAACUUCAGUCAAAUGUCAAAAAAAUUUGGGUUUUGUUCUUUAAAGCUAACUGUAGGCUAAAUCAAGUUGGGUCACCAAGAAAACACAAAACUGCAGCUUGUUUGGUUUUACACAUCAGAAAUUGUGUAUACUCUCAGGAGCAGACCCUACAUCAUUGGAGUUUCUUGUGCAGAGAUCAACAAGUUGUGAUGAAAACUCUAUAAAAAAAAAGAGCAAACACAGAGUUUUGUGACUUUAUUAAACUGUUAGUUUCUCUCAUGGCUGUUCCCUAGGCUGUUGCGCAGUGUUUCUUUCUGUGACAUCCAUCUCGCAUUGUUUGGUGUGUGCACAUUCAGCGUUAUUUCAACAUUUCACAAAGGAAUAGGAUAUGAAAUUUAACUAACAACUCACUGUAUAAAGGACAACAAUCAAGCUGAAGAUUUCAGACAACUUCUUGGUUUUCUGGAUUUUUGGUGAUGAGUCCUGAAAAAAAUUUCAUUUUCACAUUUGUGCAGACAUUUAAAUUACUUCAGGUUUUUAUAACAUUUCUUUUUCAUUCCUACAUCUUUCUUUUUUAGAUGUCUACUGUCAAGAAAAUUUUUUCGUUUGGGAAAAUGGUUUACAAAACCAUGUGAAAGCAGUUUGGUGGAGAAUUCAAGGUGGAUUGUUGUUUUACUUUUUCAAUAAUAUAUAUGUAUAUGUGGCUUGUUCAUGAGGCCAUGAAACCAUGUAAAUCAGCAUUUACAUAAUAAUAGUCUGCCUUGUAUUGGUAACAUAAACCAUAACCUCAAUUCACCCUGAGCCUAGGUGAGAAUCCUAUUGUCCUCACAAUGAUGAUUAAUGUAACAAUAGCAUUUGUGUUCUUUUGUCUUCAGCAAUCAUCUUUCAUUCUCAUUUUCCUUCUUUAUCCAUGGGGAGAGUUCUGUUUGUACAGCUGUUGAAAUUCAACAGCAACAGAAGAUGCGCCAUCUCACACUUGAAGAUGUAGCUGUUGCAGCAACCAAACAGGAAGGGCUCCCAGGUAUAGUUAUAUAUCACAAAUGGUUGCUUGUUUACUAGCCAGAACUGUAAAUCACUGUUGUAUAUUGGACUGAAGUACUGAUAAGGGAAAUGGUCUCACAGUUUAUUGGAUAAAUUAAUUUCUUGUAAAAAAAUCCCAUCCUUAGAAAAGGAAUGGGAAAGGGAAAGAAUGGAACAGAUUUUGAAAUAUAUAGCAUACUGUGCACUGUUCUCCUUAAUUUUAGCAUAACAGGUGAGAGCUAUUUUUGACCUGGCAGGUAAAUCCUUGCAACUGUUGAAUUUCUAAGAAUUUUGGGCACUUUUAGGUGGUAUUAGGCUGCAUACAUGGGGUAAAUUUUCUUGGUUAUUGCAUGAUAAGGAGAAUACUAAUUGUACUGCUUGUGAAGUUUUAGCAAAACAAUUAAAAAAAACAUCUUGAGACUGACCAAGGGGAAAAAAUUUCCUUAGAAAACAAAGGAUGUCAGUUGUCUUUGACAUAAAUGGUUUUAUUUAACACAAGCUACAUGUAGAUAUUUUAGCUCUCUUCAUUUCUGCCAAACACAGGCCCCAAAUUGGCAACCUUUGCUGCAAAUUCGGUCAACAAAAAUUUUUCAAGUUUUGAUGUUGACCAAAAUGGUGGCAGCUCAGAGUGCUGUGGCUGGAAGACUGCUUGUGGUUGACCUUUAGUUAGUCCUAACCCUUUUACAUGUUUCAGAGAGCUUAUUCUGUGUACCUUUACCUUCAGUUUUACUGGGUCCGUAUGGAUUGUCAGGAUUUCUUACUGGGCAAACAAGCCACAUGGAAGAGAUGGUGUCAGCCAAACUUGUGGAAGAGUGGAAGAAGUUUUAUCCUCUUGACUACAGUUCUGAUUGGAGUGAGCCAGCAAGCUUGUGUCAGGAUAAGGGUGUGCCCGUGGCAGUGAUGGUUGUUGUGGAAGAAACACAGAUGUGGUAUCCAUCCAUGUAUGUUGUUGUGCCAUAUGAGAAGAAUACACCAGUUGGUGAGUGUUUUGCAGUGAAUAAAUAAUAACCAUAUUAAUUUUAUUUGAUCAAGCACCUAACCUGUAGUGAGCAAGUACACCAUACUUGCACCUCUAGUAAGCACCGACCCCGUUAGUUGGAAAAGUUAACAAGUGCCUAGCCUGGAAUGAGUGGAUGAGAGGCCCCAGUGAAUGCUUUUUGUAAUAUUUAACAAAAAUAACACAAGUAAUGAACUCAGGGGUAAUUGUUGGUUGUCCAGACCAGGGUAGUUAGGAAAAAAAAGACUUGUUGGCAAGUGUUACUGACACCUCAACAACAAUGAGAAAGUCAGUAUUGCAGGCUAGAGAGGAAUGAAUUUUCAUAGAUUGUCUGAAGCCUGUUUUUCAGAAACUGAUCUGUCUGUUGCACCAUGAUAGUAUGUGUACUUUACUGGAAACAUAAUUACUUCACAUGCAUACAGUUACAGAAUCACAUUCAGCAAUCUUGAUGGACUAAUUCUUGUAACCAUUUAACCCUUUACCUUUAACCUUCUGCAGAUGGGUCAGUGCCACCCAAAACUGGUGCAGUGACCUGCUCUGGUCCAACAUCACUAACCCCUCCAGCAUCUCCUCUUGAUCCCAACUCUACAGAUGUUGUUACAGGUCCUGCAAAUCUGCCUCCAGCACCUAAUUUAACCUCAGGGGGAGUCAUAGACAAGAAGAAGCUGACACAUUCCUUGGUACAAGAAGUUUGGCAAGAGAUCACAGUCACCAAACCUGCAGCAAAGUAUGUGAUGCUUUCUAGAAAAUACCUCUACUGAUGUUUGAAAUAUACAUUUUCUGUGUGGGAACCCAGCUGGGUAGUGUAAUGCACAGCUGCAACACUCCUGCAUGUUUUACCUCGAUUACAGGGAUAAGGUUUAUAUUAAAUUUGUUGGAUAUAAAAAAAUAUUUAUAUAUAUGUAUAUAUAUAAGAUGUUACUGCCUGACUGACAAGUACUGUCCUUUCUCCUCAGCAAAAACACCUCCCUGAGCAGUAUUUCAAAAUCAACUCCAUCUUUUAUGAAGGCAGACAGUUCAGGUGAUACUACUGUACCGACAGGACAAUGGGAUUUCGAGGAGCCUUUCAAGCGCACUUCCUGUUCUUGUACCUCAAGUAGUAACAUUAGCAGGUGAGUUGCUAAGCAAUGUAAGCAGUCAAUUGUUACAAUAAUGAAUUUAUCUUUCUGCAUAAAUGGAGACAAAGCAGUUUUCAGUUCAGUUGUAAUGACUGCAUCAAAAUUAUCCACUAGUGGCCACCUUGUUUUCAUUGUUUUAACUGAGGAGCCAUAUUGUGUGUCCUUUGAAUAAAUGAGUACUUUCCUUGCAUUCAAUUUGGUUGCUAAGCAAAUAUUUGGAAGUUUAGCAUUUGGAAGAAGCACCAAGAAAUUCAAUAAAAUUUUGGAUUAAAAAAGGCAAUCUUUCCAUCAUAAUCCUUUACACCCUAACAUUGGUACAUCAAUAUUCUCGAUACUCUUCUCUUUACAUUUCCUUUGUGUCUGACAAGGAGAAUUUGUUUACCAAUCAAAGCCUCCCAGUUUGGCAAUCAUUUCCUUUAUUCUCAUGAUCUUUAUAAGUGAUUCGGCAGUUUUACUGUGAGGAGAAAUUAGAUGCUGGUCACACUCUUAGGUUUAAAAGGUUAAGCAAAAAGCCAAAAAUGUAACAAAUCAAACUUUUUAGCUUCCAUAUUUUGCUCUCUCUGGAGACCUAAAGGGAAAAGGGUCAAGUUGCCUCUGGGCAAUUUGGACCCUACACCCAAUCCUUACGAAGCAACAAUGAUAUGAUUCUAUUUUACUUUUUGAUGUCAGACCAAAGGCGCCAGCUCAAGUCCGGUCAUCAUUUGGCAUAAGCAGACCAACACCAUCCCCUAGCUAUCCACUACCUUCGCCUCAGCAACAACAACAACUGCAAUCCACACAACAAAAUCAGGGGAAUACAAAGUUGAAGAAAGAAAAGAAGAAACCAUUGGUGCCCUUUCAUCAUCGUCAGAGUCUUGAUAAAGAGAGACCCGAAGCUCUGAAAAGUCAUGUUGGAGCAAUGACCAAAGGCUUACCUACGUCAAAUGUAUCGACAAGUGUCACUCAAAAACGUCAUCUGGAAGUUGCUUUUCCACAGAACUCAAGGAAAUAUCAAUCAACACCUCUUGUGAACACAAGUGGAAUAUCAGGACCCAAAGGUCAUGCGAUAAGUGCGAAGACUGAGGAUAAAUGCUUACAACCUCCAACUUCACUUCUGAAAGUAAACCCUUCAAUAUUAUCCUCAAAGGCUAUUGCCAAUAACCAAGCAGAAAUGACAGUGAAGGUAGAAUCAAACAAUUUUGAAGAUUUUGUAGGUAACAAAGAUAGUACUGCAUCAGAAGAUACUGUGAAGAAGUGCUAUGCUUUGCCUUCAGAAGUUGGUUUCACUGUCCCUCUACUGCCAAGUGAUCCUCUUGACUGUCGACCAUUAGGUGAUCUGAUGGUAUCAAAAGAUGUUCCAACACCAAGUCCAUUGGAGACAACUUUGUGGGAAAGGUAUGUGAAGGGCAGAGUGAAAGAAAAGUGUAGAGGGACAGGCCAGACUCUGGCAAUAUUUCCAGGCCUCUGGUGUCUCACAUGGUAAAAUAAUCUCCCAGAGGAAACCUAAAGGGGCUAGGGGCCAAUAUCCCUUAAUGGCCCAUAAAGGUAGACUGCCUGAAAGUAGUAACUUUUCAGGCUUCAGUUAUUCAAAAUGGUAGGAAAUAUUUUAUAUACUUAUUUGGCAACAGGCCCUUGACAUUCUCUUAAAAUACCAUUCAUUAACUUCACUCCAGUAGUUUAGAAACAGGAUACAGAGGGUUUUAUUAGCUUGUGAAAGGAGUUACCAAUUUAAAACCAUAGUUAUGUGAGUUUUAGCGUUCAAUUGUUUUUUUGUUUUAUAUCAAAGGAGUAUUUGAUCUUCAUUUUUAGCAGUAAGAGACCUUCAAUUGAUGGAGGGAUUGAGUGCAUACCUUCACCUGCUAAAAGAAGAAGGGAAUCUUCCACAAGCAGAUCCAGGUCAGAUAGCACAGGAGGAGGGGGUCGACUAAAGGGGCGGAGGAACAGCUCCCAACCAUCUCCAGCAACCACUCCUCUUUCUGAUCCAUUUACUCCUCAACCUGAGGAACUGGACAUGGAAAUGAUUCAGCCACCCAUGAAAUCACCCACACAGGUGAAGCCUCCCUCGAAUAAGCCUCGGCGGAGAAGUAGUGCCACUGGUGGUGACAGUCCAUCAGUGCCACUACCAGGAGAGCUCAGCAAACCACCUUCACGGGUGAAAAACAGACGGCAGAGCUCUCGCAAAAAACAACAAGAGGAAAAGGAACGCUUGUCAAAAGAGAUGGAAGAAAUCAAACCUUGCCCAGUUGUGAAUGAGAAAGGAACAUUUCCUAGUUUUUCAUCUUCCGAUGAUGAACAUGAACCCAUUGCCCGCUUACCAACCAAUCUUAUGACAGAGCAAGAUCUUGCUGUGACUGUAAAUGACCUUGAUCAGUUGUUUGACACAGAUGAGGAAGAUGAUGAACUUGGGCAAUCAAAAGCAAUGAAGAUAGAUUUUGUUUCAAAUCAGGUUGCCCCCUUUGAUCCUAUCAUGAACAUAAACACUCCUCAUACUAUUAUGAGCACAGUUGGAGUAACAAAUCAAGACUUGGCACGCAUGUUCCCCACACCUCCCUCUCAGGAAACAGUGACGCACUCGCCACCUUGUUCUGUUGGCAAUGACUACAUCAGCCCGGGAAGUGUUAAGACCAUCAUGCACAACACAGUGCUUUCUCCAGAAUCACAUCUGAUGCAUCUUGCUGGUGUUGAUGCUGAAAGGAGAAACAGCACAGUCCAAUGGUUUGUGAAUUUUUCUGAUGUUUUUUUUUCUUUUCAUUCAAGCUAUAAUUCAUGUUGUCAAUUGUUCAAAAGAAUUUGGUGUCAUAUCAGGAAAGCACCUUCUUGCUGAGGCAUUUUGGAUUUCUUGUCUCUUGUUACCUGUUUGCAAACUAUUGGGUUAAUGUUAUAAGAAGUGAUUAACUUGUAACUUCUCCUUGCAAUUCCAAUAUGUUAUCCUGCAAAGAGGAAAGGAGAAUAGACAAGUUUAUCUGUAAGAAGGUGUUACAAUGUGUGUACAUUGUUGUAACACCAAAUUCCUCUGUCUAAUUUAUAAGAAACUUUAUGGCAGUCAUUAGGGUGAAGUACUUAUUGAAUAUUCUGAAUUAGCAAAGAAUUUGGAACCUCAGUUUCUUUCAUACUUGGAUUAGACUUUGUAGCAGUGUGGCCAAGUAUUAGGAAAGUGAUGACUUGGCUUUUUUCAUAAGCAUUCUUCCCCCUCUCCAAUAAGCCCCCUUCUUUGUGGAAUCUGCAGAUAUCAUUAAAUGGCCACCUCUAGGGAGCUUAUGAAAGGGCCCCUCUCAGAAAUCUCUCAAAAUUGCUAAACCCUUCAACCUCAGAGAGCAUAUUAUAGGGUCCCUGUAGGACAUUAUUUAACCUCCACCUCAGGGAGUCUAUGAGAGGUCCUAUUGUCUCUAUUUAACCCCUUCCCACCCCCAGGGAACUCUUUAGAGGGCCUAUGGUACUCUCAAUUAACCUGAGUUAAAUUCAUGUAAGAAACUAAAAUGUAAGAGACUUUUAGGUGUGGCUUUGAAAAAAAUCUAGGCUUUACUUAUAGGGUUGUUUACUGUACUUUCCUUUUUUUAGGAACUUGGCCCAGUGUUUGAGAUCCCAAAAGUCCAAGAGUUUCCAGUCUCCUACUCCUUUGAAGCUGUAGUUGGUUUGCCUGAUUACCAGGAGCUGCCAUCUGUGAUGCAGUACUCACCUUCAUGGCAGGUGAGGAGACAAGCAAUAGCUCUCGUUCAGUAUUCAUUUGGAGCCUUUGUCACAUUUUGUUUUGUCUCUGACCAUUUUCUAGAUUUAGCAAAACUGGCCUUAAUUGACUAAGGCAAUGGUUAAGUUCAAAGUCAGAAUGAAACUUGAGUUUAAAAGAGUUAAAAUAUUUACUUAGACGUUUGAAGUAAUCUUUAUCUACCAGUGGUAAUGGUGUCAUCAUUAAAAUGUAAGACUAUCCAAGGCUGUGCUCUAACGGCGCUCGGUCGCCUGAGGCGACUAACAUUUGGCCUCGGGCGACUGAAAAUAUUUUCUUGGUCGCCCGGCCGGGCGACUGGCUGGUGUUGGUUUCUUGAUUUACAGUCAAAAAAAAAAAAGAAAAUGUUGUUCAAUCGGGCGCGCGUUGAUAUUCAAAGGUCGUUCCACGUGAAUUUACGUGCAACAUAAUCAUCGACUUUGAUCGUGACAAGCUGCACAGUUUUCGAUUUUAACCGCUUUUCCAAAUAGUAUUAUAAUUUUUCCUUUAAAUUAGGAUGGCUCGUUAGUUAGUUUUUGAAAAGCAAUUGUUACUUUUGCUCUGACAGGCGUAAAGUACGGUCGACGAUUAAUAAAUCGCUAAAUGAACACGGGAGUCGUUCUUUUAAAAGAAAAUGUUGUUCCAUCGGGCGCGCGUUAAUGUUCAAAGGUCGUUCCACGUGAAUUCACAUGUAGCAUAAUCCUUGACUUUGAACUUGACUAGCUGCACAGUUUUCGAUUUUAACGGCUUUUCCAAUAGCAUUAAAAUUUUUUCCUUUUAAAUUGGGAUGGCUCAUCAGCUAGUUUUUCAAAAGAAGUUGUUACUUCUGCUCUGAUAGGCGUAAAGUACGGUCGGUGAUUAAUAAAUCGCUGAAUAAACACGGGAGUCGCUCUUCUAUGCUAAUUUAAUAUUUUAGCCGGCUUUUUACUGCCGUGUCUGCGAGGCAAAACAUAACUUAAGAUUGUUUUUCCAGUAAAACACGAUGUAUAAAAAAAAAAAAGAUACGUUUUUUUUGUGAUUGUUUUAGAAACGGGUAUAAACUCUAUAAGUCCCGCAUUGUCCUUGGUGUCGUGACAAGUUAUUACGUAUCACGCAUUUUUAAUAAUUAACUGACUGAUUUAUUAAUUUGGGCGACCAACUAGGAGGCCCGGGCACCUCAGCUAAAAUGUUUGGAUGGCUCCCCAAAUUUUGAUUUGGGCGACCAUCUUUUAGGCCUGGGCACCCAGUUUUUGGAGCCCGAAGGUGAUUAAAUUUUCCUUAGAGCACAGCCUUGCUAUCACAAAAGUUUGUUUGUUUGUUUGUUUGGUUGGUUUUUUCAUACUGGGUAGAUAACAAAAUUUAAACCACAAAUAGAUGUUGAGUUUUGAUAGGUGAUUAAUUUGGUAAUACCUUAUACCCUCUAUACAAAGAGGUGAAAUUUGAUAGCAUCUGGAAAGUAACAAUAAUAGUUGGUCUUUUGGGCCUUUGUCUACUGUGUAACCACUUCUAUGUAUGAAUUUUUGAUUGCUCAUCAUGUUUCAUCAUGUUUAUUUGCAGCAGGCAUCCCAGAGGAAUUGGACAUCGUCAGAAACCAAAGUGGAGAGGUUAGUAAUAUAUUUCCUGUUCGAUGUGAUUCAUGUCAGUUUUAUUGCUGCUAGAACAGUGAAGCUGUUACAUGUAGAUUCUGAAACACUAUAAACUGGGAAAAUGUCUUCCUUGUCUGCAGAUCUUUUCCCAUAUUUGAUAAUUACUGCUGUAGGCAUCUUGGGUUCAAAUGUGUGAUAAACAUAACUUCUUGCUGUGAAAGUAUUUGUGGCUGAAUUAUUUACAUUGGAAAGCUCUAAAACAUCUUGUUUAUCUCCAGUUUUACUAUUAUUCACUCUCCAUUACCUCUGGGUUAAGGAUGUGGAGUUCUUGCAUGAGUUACCCAUUUGAAGUUUUGUUUGAAAUUUAGCCAGAUUUACAAUGAUUAGCAAGUUUGACUUUUGAUUUCCAUUUUUUUCAGUGCUACCGAGGUGUUAAGUUGUGAUAUAACCAUUGGUGCUCCCUCACCAGCAGUUGGAUUCACAAACACCCAUCCUGCAAGUGUUAACAGUGAUGUCAAACACUUGACCUCUGCAGCAAUGUCUCCAGCUUCUCCAGCAUCAUCAGUGUCAUCAUUUUCUAUGCCGAUGCAAUUUCCAAAGACUUUUCAUGGAAGUAGCCUUGUGGUGAAACCCAUAUUUCAAACACCUCUGCCAGAAGCAAAUUCUUUAUCAAAGGUUUUGAACUUGUCAGACUCGUGCGCAAACUACUUUAGUGACAAAUGCUAUGACAGUGUAAGUCUCUGUUCGUGUUUGACAUCCUCAGAGGGUGUGCAAGCCAAAGGGAACAAAGGUAGAGACUCUGAUUACUGCGUCUGUGGCUUUGGUGCUCUUGAGGCAGUAAAAUUCACUGCUGGCACAGGUCUAUUUCCUGAUGAUAUCCACUCAACCUCCGCUGAAAAUGUGAAAACUCUGAAAAAGGUUAAUAAUGUUCCACAAUCUGCAGUUGAAGUGAAAAAGGAAGGUUCAGUGUCACACUGUGUGAGGAGACGGGCUUCAGCUACUGCUGUUUCCUCACAAGUACCAUUUUGUUUGCUAGAGGAGAUUGUGAGUCAGUGUUCUUCGCCUUUUUCUUGUUACAACUUGAAGUUACAACUCAUGUUUAAAGGUCAUCAUGGAAUUGUCAAACAUGUCUCAGGUGCAUGGUCACAAAAUAAAGGUGAGUUUGGUAACAUGUUACUUGUUUUCAUGAGUAUGGCACAUAGCAAAAAUCUGAGCCACAAAGAACCUGUUGGUGAGCCAGGCCACAAAAUAAAUGUAGGAAAACAAAAAAAUUUACUCUGUUUCUUCAUCUGAUUACAAAGGCAAGCUUUUGCUGAAGAACUGGCCACUGACAGGGGUUUCAUAAGUUUGUCCACUAGUGUCUACUGAUGGUGAAAUCCUUGGCUGUGACUGUAAUAUAAAUGUGGCUCAGAAAAUCUAGUAGUAAUUAUUAGUUAUUGGAUAUAUAUAAAUUAUGAACUAUAUUUUCCAGUAGACUUAGAGAUAUAAUGCCCUUUUUUAUAACACACAUUUAGAUUACAUAGAUUAAAUACAAUUUUGUAAUUCACAUUUUCAAUAUUAUUCAAUUUAUAUAUUUAUUAAUUUUAUCUAAAAUUAUUUGUGUACACGCAAUUCAAUAAACAUAUCUGCCAUCUAUCUACCAUCUAAAAUCCUAACAGAUGGCAGUGAAAAACCUGGUUAGGCUAAUCUUAAAGCCACGCCAGGCCACUAUUGACUUUACCUUAUUGAAGCUUCUGUUCUGAACUAGAAUGAUUAUUAGGGUAAUCCUUUAAAUUUGUCGUGUUUUUGAGGUAGUAUGGACUAGUGGUUAAGGCCCUGGGCUUAUAAUCUAGUGGUCCUGGUUUCAAGCCCUCCUCCCUGCUACUUGCUAAAUUUUUUUUUUUUUUUUUCAGUUAUCACAAACCCAACUCCUUGGCUGCCCUUAAAAUAUCAUAUAGCCAACUGGUCUACCUCCUGCCAUUUGGGAUUUUUAAACACUAUAUUCAUUCACUUACUCAUUUGUAUUUAAACUGAAAAGCUCCAUUGGGGAGUGGUCAAUUGAAUAUACCUAUAAAUACAUACACACACACAUAAAUGCUUAACCUCUGGAUCAAUGAUUAUUAAUCUAUUGAAAAAGUGUGAUUGCAGUAUUUUGGCUCUUUACUCAUGAAACCCUCUGACUUUGAGUUCUCUCAAAUUAUUUUUUACUUUAGGUGCAGAGAAUGGUAUACCACAGAAAGUUCCUCAUCCAACUGCAGUUGGUGCGCUCAACUUCCUUCGUCAACUAAUGCAGGAUGCUCUGCAAAAAUCAACAAGCAGAAAAACUUGGGAGCAGCCCAAUGGAACAGUGGUUCAGGGACCUUUGUCUUGGAAACAACUUCAUCAUCUGGCAACUAAAGGUCUGUUUUGUCUUGUUGCAAUUUUUACUGUUCUGAUAAAGGCAGAGGCUUAAAUGAGUGGUUCCAGAGUAAACUAUCAAUUGAAACCAUGUACUCUUAAUAGUGAGAAUCUUUUAAAAUUCAAAUGUACUUCCUCUCUACUCAAUUAGGUAAUGAGGAAACACCACAUGCUCAGCCAAUUCCAUCAGUGACAGUAGGCUAUGGAGGAGACUGGAUGUCCCUUUCUCCUAUUGCAUUACAUUUUUGGGUGAGUUAAAAUUUAUAUUUUGGAGAUACUGUGGUGUAACUGUUUGCCUAAGUACAUUGGGCUUAGAUGUCUGUAUGUGGCUUUUUAACUUGUUUUUUUUUUUUUUUAUUCCACUUUGCAGGAGAAGCUCUUGCUUGAACCUUACUCAUGUCAACGUGAUGUUGCAUACAUUGUUGUAGCACCAGAGAACGAGUUAGUGUUGAAUAAUGUGAAGUUGUUCUUUAAGGAAUUCAGUGCAGUGUAUGAGGUAAAGAGACCCUUUUGUUUUUAUUGUUUUAAUGAGGCUACACAAUUAAAGUCUAAUUUAGGCAAGGUUCAAUGAAGCAAAUGCAGCCAAUUCACCUAUAAGAUGUAGGGAGGGCCUGUGGAAAGUUUGUGGGGCAUUGCCAUAUGCUUUUGAGCCCCCUGUGCAUCAUUUCCCUUCCUACCUACCUUUCUCCUCUUUCCUCUCCCUCCCUUUCUCCCUCCUUCUCUCCCUUCACGUAAUCAUUUCACAUGCUGUUUGGUAGAAAGUAGAGGUGACUGAGACCCCUGCACUGGUUUGUUGCUUCCUUUAAUGCACUUAGCCUUUGGUGCUCUGACUUUGCAAAUUGUUUGGACUUUGAGUAUUAGGUCUGCCGUUCAGUGUUUUCCCCAUAUUGAGACUGGAUGAUAUUCUGAAAUUUGAGGUACAAAACAGCUAGAACUUUCAACUUUGAAAGAUGAGGAACGUGGAGUAUUAAUUGGUUGUGGGGGUGUACAUCAGAUUUUAGCCUCAGUUGUGCUUUGAAAAAAUUUUCAUGGGUUUAUUUUUGAUGACUCUUUGUAUUAUAAUGUCAUUUUUCAUUUUUGCUCAAGGCUAAUUUUCUAUUCUUCAGACUUGUCGUCUUGGUCAACAUGUUGCCAUUACCAAGGUGCUCAGAGAUGGAAUACUACGGAUUGGUCAAAAGUCACUUAAACUUGCAAAAGAACCUGUUGAUGAUUGGUUCUCACAUCAAGGUGAUCAUAAUGUUAUUGACUUUGUCAGUAGCCUCUGAUAAGUAAUGGUAAUAGGACUGGGUGGAGUCCAGUUCAGUCUGUAAUCAUAUCAGUGACAUAUUACAGGGGGAGUCUGAUUAAUUUAUCACAAGUAUGAUCACAGAGCAAAUUGGACAACAUGAAGUCUUACUACAAAUUAAUCAUAAAAAUCACAAUUUCCAAGGAAAGGAGAAUAGCCAAGUUAUGAAAGAAAGGGAAAAUUGGCAUCAAAAGACUAACAAAGGAGGCGUAAGUUGUUGCUAUGGAGAUUGAAACCAAGGUUUCAAUUGGUUGAUCUAAACUACGACUUUGAAUGUGAUUGGUUGAUUUAAACUACAACUUUGGAUGUGAUUGGCUUAUUGAACUGUCUGAUAAAAACUUGGCAAGUGAAUUAGGGGGAAAUAGGAGUUUUUUAAGGGGAGGCCGCAAUGAGAUUCUGCUGUGAAAUGUUUCGAAGUAUAAAGCAUAGUCAUUGAUCCUCUGUUUAAAUAUGACAAGAAAAAAAAAGUUUUGACACCAAUAACUUAACUUUUCUUGUUUAUAUCACUUUUCUUGUAUUACAAGGAUCAGGUAAAAAAAAAUGUUUUUGUUGGCUUGCCGGUAUGAAUGUUUAAAAAAAAAAUGUUGAAUAAAAAUUAAUUUGUCUGUUCCCCUAAAAAUAAAAAUUUCCCCCCAAAUUUUUGCUAAAGGGGACAAAUUGUCCCCCAGUGAUCAAAUCCUAGCUCAAACCCUGGUGUAAGAGCUGAUGCAGGAAUGAGAAAGUUUAUGAAGGUGUCUCAAAAUUUGUCCAAGUUGUCAUUUAGUUGUAAUGGAGGACGUGAAAGAAGUUCUUUUUAUGUGCAAGGUGUCAUCAUUUGUCACUUUUGUUAUAGCUUGUUAUCCUUCCUCACUUACUAGGUUGUUCAUCUGAUGCAGCAAAACUAAAACUAUAUGCCCAAGUCUUCAAACACCAGCUGGGUAAGUGAAAACAGUUCUCUAUCCAUCCUGUGUUGAUAAGUGACCACUUGGCCCGUCAAUGUGCAGUGGUAAACAAGAUAAAAUGAAAAGAUAAACCUCUCUUGUUGAUACAUGUAGGUUUAAGAUGGUUUGUACAUUUCUAUAAUUAGAUUGCUCACAAUUUCCAUGUGUGACAUUUGAUGGGGGCCUCAUCCUCAUCAACUCUGGUGUGAGAGAAAGUGUGAGCUCAUGAUCCUAUUGAAUAGAAUUUGAGAUAUUUAGAAGUUACAGGUAUGAAUUUUUUUAUCUCCUUCUUCCUACCAGGACCAUAUCUGGCUUCACUAAAUCUAGAUAGACAUCUUUUGGAGUUGGAGAAGGGAGACAAAUCAGAUGAUAAAGGGCCUUCCAAGUUUGGAUCAGAUGUUGGCAUGGAUAGCACACCCAAACCUGGUAGUGCCAGGUAAUUGUUCAUACUUUUUGUCUCAUUUGUCAUCCUAGUAUUCUUUAGAAUAGUUUCAGGAUGAGCCAGUCCAUCCAAGAUGUAAAUUGUCAAAAUGUUUAGGUUAGAUCUUUGUCAAUUGAUGUUUUAAUUUAUUAUUUUAGUGCUGGCACUCCAAAUUCAGAGCAGGCUCCAUCAGCAUUUGGAGAAGAUGAAAGUGAACAGAACAGUGAGGACCCACCCACUGUUGUAGUUUAUAUUGUCAACCCCUUCAGUAACAGUUCCAGAGAGGAGAGUUUUCCUUCAUAUGUGGGGCUAUUGCGAUGCAUUGCUGACAUUUUGCCAGACCUAACAGAAUCCAACAAAAAGAAUGUUGUUUUUCAGGUAUUGUCCACAGUAUUGAUAUCUCUAUCUCUAUGUUCACACCAUAUUGGGUGUAGCCUGCUUAAGGGAUUCAGUUGUUAAAUAGGGUAUACUUGAAGCUUUAAAGUGAGUUGAAAAAGGAAGUGACAAAAAAAAUAGACAGGUUUUUUGAUGGUGUGUGAAAGACUGCCAGGAAGACUUUUCAAUAAAAAGGUGUUUCUGAGGUACUCGAGAUUGGUGUACUCUUUGAUUUUGGCAGUGAUUUUGAGUGGCAAAAAUAAUGAAAAGCCUGAGUUUAGGAAAUAUGGCAAUCAAUAAUUGGGUUGAGCUUGUCAUGUUGAGCCCCAGAUGGCAGCAAACAAGGCUGCAACAUCCUCUGAAACUUUUGGCACAUAGUUGCACUUUGGUAAGAGCAGAGAAGAGGGCCAGUUGCCGGGAAAGAUUCUUUGAAAAUCCUCCAACAGGUUUUUGAAAGAGCUUGAAUGAGUGUGAUGGAGAUAUUAACAAGUUGUUUUGCAGCAGGAAUCAGUAUAAUUUUCAUUUGCUCACCAGAUUCUUUGUUUUAUUCUAUAAUUAUUCUUGUCUUGUUAAUUGAUAAAUGUCAUAUUAACUUAUAACUUAUUAACUUUUUUCCCAGGUUGUCCCUAUCCAACAGAUUCUCCAGGUGGAUACCUUGAAUGGCAGUCGAGAUGCAACAUUGACAUUUGUGACACAGCUUAAGUGCUUGGCCUUCUCUGUGUUCUCUAGAUGCCGGAAGAGCCUGCAGUUGAAUAUAAAUGCUAAAUCUUUGACAGGAUUUGGGCCUGCUGCAAGGCAUGAGGCUCUAUUACGUCAGAGAGAGGUAAGGUUCAGUUUUCACCCAGGGUAGUAUUACAACAUAGUACCCUUUCUUAGUAAGCAGUCGAAUGAGGAGCAAGGAUGGGUGGUGGUGUGAGCACAAACCUGCUGCUGUGACCUGGGUUCAAUUCCCAAACCUGGUGUUGCACCUGGGUGGAGUUUGUUUGUUUGUUGAUGAUUUUCCUCCUUGUUCAGAGGGUUUUCUCCAGGUUCCAUAGUUUUCCUCCCUACAAGAAAACCAUGUUUUUUGCUGCAUGGCUGGUUUAGCUCUGAACAGCAACAUCAGAUAGUAUGAGUUUGAAAUCCUCACUGAACACUCUAAUUCUCCACCUCAAGCUUGUGAGCAAUGUGCAUUAUCUUUCUUUAUUUGACACGCAAGCUUAUCGUUUUUUUUUUCUUACCUUAUUUCUAAUCAAAAUAAUACAUUGUGUCUUCAACAGUUUUUUUUUUUGUGUGUUACAGAUGGAGAAUGCAAAAGUGUAUGCUGCACCAUAUGUCCUCUGCCAUCCCAUACCUAUGCCACCCAGUGACUCUGCAGAUGAGAAUGCAACAAGUUUGCAAGCACUUGCGCAAAAUGCCUCAGUGUUAUACUGUGGUUACUGUCUCUCCCAUGAUGACAACUAUCUCCUUGCUGUCUGUACUGAUAGUGUUGGAGAACUCAUAGAAUCAUGUGUCAUAACAGUUGAAAAAUGCCUGAGACCUGAUGGAAGGCCACGCAAGACUCCUGCACGUACAAAGGCACUUAUCAAGUUGUGGGAAUUCUGUCAAGGUGUUGUUGCAACAUCCCUUGUGCCGUGGAGGUUGGUGGUCAGUAAGCUUGGAAGGAUUGGACCUGAAGAACUGAAGGGUGAGAACAUCCUUAAGGAGCCUUGUUAAUUUUAUACAAUGGAAUUUGACUGGGUUAUGUUAGCCUUUUGACCCCAAAGAGUGACAAGCAUCUAAUUUCUCCUUAAAAUGUCACCCCUGAAUCACAUAUUAAGGUUGCAAGAAUAAAUUAAAUUAUCAUCAUCUAGAGAAGCCCUUUAUUGUGAAACAAAUUCUCCUUCUUAGCACCUGAGGAAACUUGUAGAGAACAGUAUGAGGAAUAUGCACACUGAUGUUAGGGAGUAAAAGUUUACAUAGUAAUAGUUCAUUGCAUCAGACUAAUACACAUGCUUUCCUUGUUUAUGAUUUAAUAUAUUUGUUUGUACAACUCUGCGGUUUAAAAAAAUUAUGCCAAUGCUAACAGCAAAAUAUUAAUCAUAAGGGUGAACCUGCCCACAAAUUGUGACUGGUUAGAAAAGUUGACAUCAGAGUAUGUUGAGGCUUGUGAUACUGCAUGAAUCUUACAGAAUUUUUUUUUUUGCUUUGUUUUGUUUUUUUGUGUGUGUGUGUGUGAAUAGACUGGAAGGAAAUACUGAGUAAGACGUCUGUUAUGGCUGGGGACCAGAAGUUUAAUGACACCUGCAAAGCUUGUUUCUCUCUGAAACAGAAAAAUCGCCCUGCAAUUCUUGGAACCAGUCUCACAUCAUUGGAACCUGAACCCUCAAUCAGGCUUUACAUGGCAAGAGGUAGGUACUACACUAAGUGCAACUUGAACCUACAGUGAUUCCCAAUAUUUUCUGGAUACAUCACAUCUAAAACUGUUUGAGAGUUCUAUUUAUCAUAUUACUCUCAAGAUCUCAGAGCCAGUUCUCCAUUGUGAUCAUCCAACAAUACUUUGUUAGCUGGUGUGGAGAAUGUGCUGCAGGAUUUAAAUCCCUUAGUUGAUGAUUUUCUCAAUUUUUAUCACCUUUGUGCUUUACAGCAUAUUGACUCACUGACCUGUAGUACCCAGAUAAGAUAAAGUUAUGAGCCAUUUGUUUCUCUUUCCUAUCAGCCUUACCAAAAGUUAAUGUCCUGUUUGAAGGCAAUAGCAGUACACGUGUGUCGGUUGGUGCUGUUCCCAAACCAGAUGUAUCACGAACAUACAUUGCAGUAAUGCCAGUUGCUUCUCUGAAAUGCACCAUGGGAAACCAAUCCAGUGCUAAAAUGCAUGCUCUACCAGAAACUACCACGGAAACAGUUGUAACAGACACUGACAUUUUGUUGGCUGGUGUUGAUGAUGACGAGAAUGAUCAGGAUCCUUUACGUCACUUGUUUCCAUUGUUGAACUCAUCACCACCUAGUCUGUCACCAACUGGCUGUAUUCUGCCGUCUCCCCUGGACACCUCACCAAUUCAGGGGACAUCCCCCUUGACACGUCCAGCAACGCUAACAGCAUCCCCUGGAGUGUCUGUAUCGUCUCCAUUCCAACCAAUUUCAAGGCUGUCACCAUUUCAGCCCUUACACUCUACUCCAUCCCCAUCAACUGCAAAUGCGGCUACAAUAGAAGUUCAGGAGGAUGGAGAUGACAAACUAUCUGUCCCUUAUGCUCAGGGUUACAUUAUUUCAACUGUGCAAACUGGCAAGAUGCCAGGAACAUUUUGGGCAAGUUCAUCACACUCUGAAACUUGUGAUCCUGUUAUUCUGAAGGUAAUGUGAUUUGACAUGCUAUUUUUAAAGCCUUUAUUAGAGCCAUAGCUGGGUUCGCAAAGCGGUUUUCUUUUGCAAAAAUGAAAAUUCAGCUUUAUCGGAGCACACAUGCCUAACUAACCAUACAAUUGGGUGAGGUAAAUCUGAAAUUAUCACCACUAAUCAGCGUUACCACCAUCACUUUUGUGUGGAAGCUUGGCAUAUUAACUCCACCCACACUCCUUUAAAUUGUGAUGAUGGCGGCUUACUUCCUGACACCUAUUUACACCUCGUCAGAAAAAAGGCAGCUAAUUAAUGAUUGUAUAAAAGGACUUCUUGUUACAGCGUUUAGAUCACCCCUGAUGAGGGCACUAGACAGGAGUGUCAAAUUGUUGGGUCUAUGAAUGGUAACUUCUUUGGUUACAUUCAUUAAAUCUGUAAACCAGAGUGGCAUCAAACCAUGUCUGAACUUUUUCUUCAAACUUUUGGAAUGCUUGAAUUUAUAACGUCAUGUAGCUUCUAAAAUAAGUUUACCAGGUAAAAUUUCUUGAUGACGUCCUGUAAUGCUGGCUCCCUUGUAUGUUUUAGGCCUCUCUUCAUAUACAUAACCCAGACUUGAUGGAGGGAAUGAAUGGUUUUGUCACUGCAUGGCAUCCCCUUGCCACAAAGUCACACUGUCAUGUGUUAAGGUUGGUACUGCUGUUUUACUGUUUUGACUAAUAUUGUAUGAUGCACUGUGUGUCACAAGUUAUAAAGGAUUGCAUUGGUUUUGCUUCACCACACAAUGUGAGUAGUGUAGAAAUUUCACAUCACCCUCCAGUGCUACAAACUCAAGGAUUUUCAAAGUUGUCCUUGGGACAAAAAAUAUGAAAAUGGCUGUCAACAGUUAAACUUUUGUCAACAUUAUGGGGCAAUGGUUUUUUGAAUCUUGAUUUGACAUCUCAAGACUAAACACUUGCACAACUUAGGAAAAAGAGGCAACAGUAGAGAAUAUACUAUGAAAAUGUUUAUUUCACUGUGAGUCUUAGCCUUAAACAUUUAACAAAUGAAAAUACCACAGCUUACUACCUAACUAUCAAGCACAGGUCACCAAUUUGGCCAGUUUUGAUGAAUAUUAGGCCACUGAAAAUGUGCGACUUGCCAUGACAACCAAAUGGUUGCUGCAUUGCUCUUUCAAGCAGUUGAAUGCAACAAUCACAACAAUUGCCACUUAGCCACAGGUACCUUUAAUUCGUUAACACUUUCAAAAAUAAUUUGCUUGUUUGUUUUUUUGCAUUUUCAGGUCAAUCCUACAGACCUAUGAUGCUCUGUCAUGGUUAACUGUGGACCCUGUUAACCGAGACAGACGCUCAUGUUUACCAGUUCAUUUGUAUAUGCUAUGCCAACUUCAUGAGACGCUCACUCUCCUAUUGGAAAACCAGUCUUCUUAAUUUGUUUAGAGCCAAGCUCUCUGUAUCCACUGUGUAUUAGGUUUAUUUUAUAAGAUGGAUUUAAAUAACAGUGUAACAUUUUCAAGUCUCUUUAAGAGUAGAAAUCUUUGCUGUCACUGUAUUUUUUUUCCCAGUGUUGGUCAAGAAAAUAUAUUAUUGUUUCUCAGUUUUCUAUGAAUGAUAAUUUUAAUGGAAUAAUUUAAUGAAACAGUGAAUAACCCUCCGAAGGACUGGAUUGUUUCAUGAUAAUGACUGCAUUUUAUUUGUUCACUAAAUAUGUCGUCGCAUUCAGUUUAUAAAGAACUACUCGCCAGACAUGAAGGUUUGAAUUUAUUAACUAUGAAGUACAAUAAUUUCAAUUUUUUGUAGAUACUUUCAUCAGCCAAUGAGAGGAGGCAUUUCUUAGCACUUGUUAUAUUCUAUUCUCAGGAAGCUCCAAUUUCCACAGUAAAGGUAGUUGUAUAUGAGAUAUUUAAGUGGCACUGUUGAUCAUCACAAGACACGUGAAAGUAUGGGCGGCAAUUGUUACCCCCCCUCCCCCCCCCCCACACACACACACACAAACACACACACACAAGAAGGAAAAUAAUUCCAUUAUUCAGGUAGAAAGAAACCUAAAAUAUAGUCAAUUCAAAAAUUAUACAGAAGCAAGGACAGAUGAGAAUGUGACAACUUGGUUGACAAUACAUUGGAGUUUGGAAUCAAUUUCUUAAAUAUUCUUGUCAGGCUUUCAAUGACAAGUUAUUAAUUUAAUACAAGUUAUUAAUUUGGUUUUAUAUUUAUUUCAUCCAUAACGAGAAUGCUUCCAUUGUUCAUUGCAUUUUGUAGCAACAGUUUAGUAAUCAUAGUGCUUCUUAAAUUUGUCAUUUUUCUGAUAAUUAACCCAUCAACUUCUAGACACGAUUUACUUGUAAAUUCUCCUCUCAGUAUCUUCACAUUACAAAGCAAAAGGUGAUGAGAAUUGACAAAUGAAUCAGUAACAGGAAGUUGCUCUGAUACAACUUUUAUUUCUGGCAACUAAGUUGUAGGGAAAUGGAAAUUGGUGUGAGAAAGUGUGCAUGUAUUUAUUUGAGUAUGACUCUGCUAAAAGUAAGUCUGGUGUAUUUCUGAGUGUUCAUCAAGCACUUUUUUUUUCCUUUUGAAUUCAUAAAUGUGCCUAAUGGCAGCAUAAGCUAGAAAAGGGUCUGAGUGUAUUUUACAUUGCAGGAAUUUUAUAUCACUUGGACAGAGAAUUUAAUAAGAGGUGGUAUUUGGUUGUAAAUCAUUAAUCCAGAAAUAAGAAAAUGACUAUGAACAGAUAUUUAUCCUAAAAUUAGUUUAAAAUUAAGUCAUGGUGCAGUCAAAAUUAGUUUUGUAAAACAAUUUUAGGUUAAAUUCUCACUGUAGCACUUUGAUUUUCAUAUUAUUUUGAAUAGUACCUUUUUUGUUGUCACAUUUGUAAGAAGUCUUCACCAACUCAUUACAAGAAGAACGUUUUCCUUGAACCAGGAGCAUUCUAGAAUAGAAUUGAAAGGUAUUUUGAAAUAGAAGACAGAUGACUUGUCAUGUUCAUUUGGCUGUACAAUAAAGUGAACCUGCAAGUGAGUUGGUGUUCCUGUUGACUUGACGGAAUGAUUGGUACUGGACUUGAUCAUGAAUUACAAACAAAUUUGAAAGACAGUUUACUACACCCAGGCAUUUAUUUAGCAUUGUAUUUAUCCAUGCCCGUAGAGUGUGGUAGCUGUCGUUUAUAAGCUAUUAUUAGUACAAAGUUUUGGACACAUUUAUCUUUGAAAAACAAUGAAAGACUUUCACAUCUGGCGCACAUCACUUUUAUGUUAAGCUCUUAUUUCCUAUUUGUAAGUUUAAUAAUAUUUUGGCCAAUUAUUUUUCUACCAUGCUCCUCCUGAUUUUUCUUAUUGGCGUGUUCUUAAAUUUCCGGUAAACACUGUUGUAUUUUAAUGACUUUAUGUUGCAGUAAUUCUUAAGCUACUUAGAGCUAAAUCAAGAAACCCUAACCCCCCAUAAUAAUGUGGAAGUGAGAUAUAUGAUAGAAAACCUUUAGUAGUUCAGCGUUGGAAAGAUUGCGAUCAUUUUUCAAAAUUGAUGGGGGAACCCAAGUGUAAUAGUUAUUCCCUUUAACAGUUUGAGAGAAGGUUGUCUGUAUUGAACAUUUUUCUUACCCGGCUUUGAGGAUUCCUUGUCAAAAAUUUCUGUAGUAGAUUCCUAACAAUGGGAGCAAAUUGAACAGUUCGCCUUUUUAUUUUUUGAAGAAAAUUGAUGAUCAAAACAAAAUGCUUAUUAUUCUUCUACCAGAACUUUUAAGUUACUCUGGAUUUGGUUAAUUUGAUCUUCCAACAUAUCUUGCCCAAUCCAAUCACAGAUUUUUAGGAAGGUCAGGCAACUGCAUUGUAAAUUUUACAAAAGUGUAAGGAUUUCCUCUGAGCCAGGUCAGAACUGAAGAUAGUAAGAUGUAGUUGGCUACUCCAACGGCUAAACUUUUUGACUUUUUCUCCAUAUUGUAUUUUCUCUUAACAAAUUAACAUUGCACACUGAUGGAACAAUAAGAAUAUCAAAUUUUAGAAGGCAGAUGAGGUAAAUUAAUUGGAAGCAUGGGGAGUUUUCAGAAAUUUGUCUUUUCCUUAAAUGCAUCAAUGGACUACUGCAUGACAAAUUCUGUUUAAGUAGUCAUGUUUUGGGUAAAACAAGGUCAGUGUUUCAGUUACAACUCCUUUGUCAUGCUCAAUAUUAUUAAACCCUCUUAUUGCCAAGAUUUAAAUUUCAAUUCUCCACACUUUCUCAAAAAUUUAUUUGUUUUUUCAUCACCUUUCUGCUUGAAUUCCAUUGAUACUCUAGGGAGAAAUUCAUUUGUGGUCACUCCUUGGAAUGGAAGGGUCUUAGAAGCAAUGCAGGAUGGCCAACUAAAAUAUUUAAGGAGUUGUGUUCACUAUGCAUCAAAAAUUGAAUUGGGUGAAAUUUGACUGAAGUCAUGACAGGUAGACAAGUUUGAGUAUUACACUUCAUGACUCUUAAUUAAAAUUAAUUUAAAAAAAACACCACUUGAUCUUAUGUAGACUUAUAUCCAUUAAAAACAGAGAGAUGCACAACUAUGGUAUUCUCUUCUGCAGUGAUAGGUUUUGUGAAACAAACCACUAAUUUUGAAUGAAACAGAAGCAAUACUUCAUUGUUGUCACUGUAGAGUAAAAGUACAGCAAAUUUUUGUAGAUAGGGAAUGUAGAUAAUAAUAAAUAAUGUUAUUAUCAUUAUCAAGAUGCUAUUUGUGAACAGACCAGAACUCUAAUGUUAUUGCCUCUGUUGCAUCUGCUCAUAACAUAUGAAACCAACAAAGUCUGUCAGACCAUGUAAAUAAUUUAUUAGACAGACUAACAAUGCAUAUUUUCUGAUAAUUUCUGGUAGAUUGGUAGACUUCGCUAUAUUUUUAUUUUCAGACCCUAUUUCAUAAGCAUUUAAUAGACAUUUUUAUUGUAAUAAAUACAUUAAACAUUAUAUUGUAAGACCCAGUCAUAGAAAAUAAAAUGAUAUUUACAUACGAAGUCAACUAUGUUGUCUCUCUUUUCUUUUUAAACAUUUGCCAAUGAAAUGGCAGUUUCUCAAUUUAUUCUCAGGAUACAAACUUUUCUUCACUCUACCUAAUUCAUAUUAAUGGAAAUGACUUAGUUGUUUUAUAAUAAUAAUAAUAAUAAUAAUAAUGACUUUAUUGGAUAACACAAUUACCGGUAAAACCAGUAGUUCUCAUUGUGGUCCAC